AUGAAAUUUUCAGCACUCUGGACAGCUCUCUGCGUUUCCAUGUACGGGGCGGCGAUGGCUUGCUCAGUGAAAAAGCUGGGCACUAACUCUGGGCGUUUCGCCAAUGCCACACUGGUUCGACUGAAUGAGUUUUUAAGUGUCGGAUAUAAGAAAGGAGUUCGACCCGUGAGGGACUGGAGACAGUCAACGACUGUGGCCAUUGACCUAAUGGUUUAUGCUAUUCUCAAUGUGGAUGAGAAGAACCAGGUCUUGACAACAUAUGUGUGGUACAGACAGCAAUGGAAAGAUGAGUUCCUUGUGUGGAAUCCUGAAGAAUUUGAUGAUGUCAAACAAAUUUCUAUUCCCACUAUCAACGUCUGGAUUCCAGAUAUUCUUAUCAAUGAAUUUGUGGAUGUAGGAAAGUCUCCCGAUAUUCCAUACAUCUAUGUAGGCCAUGACGGGCUUGUGCGCAACUAUAAGCCCAUCCAGGUGGUGACUGCCUGCUCCCUCAACAUCUACAACUUUCCCUUUGAUGUCCAAAAAUGCAGCCUGACUUUCCAGAGCUGGCUACACACAACUAAAGACAUCAACAUCACACUAAUAAGAAGCCCUAAGGAUAUAAUGGAGGACAGGAGUGUUUUCAUGAACCAGGGAGAAUGGGAGCUGCUUGAAGUCCUCUCCAAAUACAAAGAGUUCAGCCUGGAUAAUGAUGAUUACUACGCCGAAAUGAAGUUCCAUGUUGUGAUCCGACGCAGACCUUUGUUCUACACAGUCAACCUGUUGUUGCCCAGUAUAUUCCUGAUGUUGAUGGAUAUAGUUGGGUUUUACCUGCCCCCAGACAGUGGAGAGAGGGUGUCCUUCAAGAUCACUCUGCUCUUGGGCUAUUCUGUCUUUCUUAUCAUCGUCUCUGAUACUCUUCCAGCAACUGCCAUAGGGACCCCUCUCAUUGGUGUGUACUUUGUGGUGUGCAUGGCUCUGCUGGUGAUCAGUCUGACAGAGACCGUUCUGAUCGUGAGGCUGGUGCACAAACAGGAUCUACAGUCCCAUGUGCCCCAGUGGGUCAAACACCUGGUGCUUGAGAAGGCCACAGUCCUGCUCUGCAUUCGCAACAAGAAGUUCUGCUCCCUCCUCUCUCAGGGAUCUGACCUCCCACUCUACAAAGAGAACAACAUGAACACAGCCGUGCGCUGCAGCCAUCACAGCUGCGAGAGAUCCAGAGAAACAGGGAGGAACCUGGGCUUGGGUCUGACCGUGCGGGACAGCUGCCCUCCUGUCAUGGACAACAUCCUGCAAGAGAUCACCAACAUCCGUCAGUUCCUGGAGAAGAAGUAUGACAGCAGAGAGAUUGCUAAGGAGUGGCUGCAAGUAGGGUACGUGUUGGACAUCCUGUUGUUUAGGGUCUACCUGCUCAUUGUGUUGGCCUACAGCAUCACUUUAGGCACUCUAUGGUCUGUCUGGCAGAACGCCUGACCACAGGCAUAGAUCGUA
This is a messenger RNA of Myxocyprinus asiaticus (Chinese sucker), 1467 nucleotides long. Its product is annotated as 5-hydroxytryptamine receptor 3A-like. The transcript is spliced from 9 exons. The record is from RefSeq and is a predicted model, not a curated record. Gene Ontology annotation, biological process: chemical synaptic transmission; signal transduction; monoatomic ion transmembrane transport. Lineage: Eukaryota; Metazoa; Chordata; Actinopteri; Cypriniformes; Catostomidae. Bases 1 to 1449 code for a protein of 482 amino acids. Gene Ontology annotation, molecular function: transmembrane signaling receptor activity; extracellular ligand-gated monoatomic ion channel activity; neurotransmitter receptor activity. Gene Ontology annotation, cellular component: neuron projection; synapse; postsynaptic membrane.